Pocillopora meandrina is the source of this 1011-nucleotide messenger RNA. Lineage: Eukaryota; Metazoa; Cnidaria; Anthozoa; Scleractinia; Pocilloporidae. The record is from the annotation of a GenBank genome assembly.
AUGGGGUCCCCUCUCGGGCCCUUAUUAGCAAACGUCUUCAUGUCAUCCAUCGAAGAUACCCUUGAGCGACAAAGAAAACUUCCAUCCUAUUAUCGUCGAUAUGUUGAUGAUACACUCACUGUAAUGCCUGAUCUAGCAACAGCAACUACCUUCUUGCAUACCCUCAACAGCGCCCACACUUCGGUCAAAUUCACCAUGGAGGUGGAGAAGAACAGCAAGCUUCCUUUCCUUGGCACCGAACUACUCAACCAUGCACCUCGGAUUGAAACCAAGGUAUAUGUGAAACCAACAAACACGGGCCUACUAUUACACUACCAAAGCCAUGUAGACAAUCGCUACAAACGGAGCUUGCUGAAAACUAUGCUGGAUCGCGCACACCGAUUAUCUUCCUCCUGGGCCCAUUUCUCUGAUGAGUGUGAUCGCCUAAAGAAAGUUUUCGCACGGCUUAAAUACCCGGGGCGCCUGGUAAAUUCUACCAUUAACACCUUCUUACAAUCAAGAAUUGUUGGUACGCAGCCCACACAGACGCCCAAAGAACCAAUAUCCAUUGUUCGUGUGGUCAUACCUUUCAAAGAUCAAGAAUCAGCAAAUUAUGUUAAGAAAGAGCUCAAGAAUCUUAGCAUGAAGGUGCAGACAACUGUCCAGCCAGUAUUUGUUAGCCGCAAAGUAAGCCAAGAUCUUAAAGUACGAGAAAUCAAGCCACAGAUUGUCAACCAACAACGCGUCGUUUAUCAAUUUCAAUGUGACCUGUGUGAUGCGGGUUAUGUGGGCUAUACACGCGGACACUUACACACACGCGUGGAUGGACAUAAACGAAAGGCAUCUUCAAUAUAUAAACACUACCACGAACAGCACAGCGAAGUCCCGAAAGACCUACUGAAACGUUUUAGCAUUCUGAAAAAGUGUAGUAACAAGUUCGAUUGUUUGGUGAACGAAAUGCUUUUCAUCAGAGACUUAAAACCCACUCUGAACGUGCAAAGCGAUUCAAUUCGCGCAAAAGUAUUUGUUUAA